AUGUGGGCGCCGCUGGAGCGACCCAGCGAGGCUUUGCCCCUGCUCCAGGAGACCAAAGAGUCGGAGUCUGAGAACAAGCUGGAUGGAGAGACAGCGUCAGACAGCGAAAGCAAAUCCGAAUUCGGAGGGUCUCCCCCGGUGCCGACGUCGGAUGACACUCCGGAGGUCCUGAACAGAGCUCUCUCCAACCUGUCCUCAAGAUGGAAGAAUUGGUGGGUGAGAGGCAUCCUCACGCUGGCAAUGAUCACCUUCUUCUUCAUCAUCAUCUACUUGGGACCCAUGGUCUUAAUGACGAUAGUGAUGUGUGUCCAGAUCAAAUGUUUCCAUGAGAUUAUCACGAUUGGCUAUAACGUGUACCACUCGUAUGACCUGCCCUGGUUCAGGACGCUCAGCUGGUACUUCCUGCUCUGCGUAAACUACUUUUUCUAUGGUGAGACUGUGACAGAUUAUUUCUUCACCCUGGUUCAGAGAGAGGAGCCCCUGCGAAUUCUCAGCAAAUACCACCGCUUCAUUUCUUUCGCCCUAUACUUAACAGGUUUCUGCAUGUUUGUCUUGAGUCUGGUGAAGAAACACUAUCGCCUCCAGUUCUACAUGUUUGGAUGGACCCAUGUGACGUUGCUCAUUGUUGUUACCCAGUCGCACCUCAUCAUUCACAACCUGUUUGAAGGAAUGAUAUGGUUCAUCGUCCCCAUUUCCUGUGUGAUCUGCAACGACAUCAUGGCCUACAUGUUCGGGUUCUUCUUCGGCCGCACGCCGCUCAUCAAGCUCUCCCCAAAGAAGACCUGGGAAGGGUUUAUUGGAGGAUUUUUUGCCACCGUUUUGUUUGGAUUGUUGCUGUCCUACGUGAUGUCUGGGUACCGGUGCUUCACCUGCCCCGUGGAGUUCAACAAUGACACCAACAGCUUCACGGUGGACUGUGAGCCCUCCGAGCUGUUCCAGCUGCAGGAGUACAACAUCCCCUUGGUGCUGCAGUCCGUGGUGGGCUGGAAGACAGUCCGGAUGUACCCCUUCCAGAUCCACAGCAUCGCACUCUCCACUUUCGCCUCCCUCAUCGGGCCGUUCGGAGGCUUCUUCGCCAGUGGGUUCAAGAGGGCCUUCAAAAUCAAGGACUUUGCCAACACGAUCCCCGGGCAUGGAGGUAUCAUGGACCGCUUCGACUGCCAGUACCUGAUGGCGACCUUUGUCAACGUGUACAUCGCAAGCUUCAUCAGAGGUCCCAACCCGAGCAAACUGAUCCAGCAGUUCUUGACCUUGCGGCCAGACCAGCAGCUCCACAUCUUCAACACGCUCAAAGCACACCUGGUCGACAAGGGCAUGUUGGGCACGUUGGAGGAGGCGUAG
Calidris pugnax (ruff) is the source of this 1341-nucleotide messenger RNA. RefSeq names its product CDP-diacylglycerol synthase 2 (gene CDS2). The record is from RefSeq and is a predicted model, not a curated record. Gene Ontology annotation, molecular function: phosphatidate cytidylyltransferase activity. The transcript has 13 exons. Lineage: Eukaryota; Metazoa; Chordata; Aves; Charadriiformes; Scolopacidae. Gene Ontology annotation, cellular component: endoplasmic reticulum membrane. Bases 1 to 1341 code for a protein of 446 amino acids.